GGAAACGAUGGCAGUCACUUCAGAACGUGAAUUAAUAGUAGCAAAUGAACAUAACUGAAGUCUGUGAACAUGAAGCAAUGCCACGGAAAGGAGUCGGCUGUGUAAAUCAACUGGGAGGCUUCUUUGUCAAUGGACGACCUUUGCCCACAUGUAAGCGGGAGAGGAUCAUAGAAAUGGCAACAAACGGCAUCAAGGCAUGUGACAUCUCCAGGAUUUUACAGGUCUCCAAUGGUUGUGUGAGUAAGAUCCUGGGACGAUUUUACCAGACGGGCUCUGUGGGCCCAAAAGCCAUUGGUGGGAGUAAACCACGCCUGUCAACCCCAGAGGUUGUGGCAAGGAUUGCUCAGCUUAAGUGGAACAAUCCGUCAAUGUUUGCCUGGGAAAUCCGCGGAAAGCUGCUGUCAGAGGGAAUCUGCACCAAGGAUAAAAUUCCUAGUGUUUCAUCAAUUAAUCGAGUUCUGCGCAAUCUGCAUUCUGACCUUGCCCAAGAUGGAGCUGAUUAGAUUUACAACCCUCUGCAG
Mobula hypostoma (lesser devil ray) is the source of this 521-nucleotide messenger RNA. It is a transcript of the gene pax4, whose product is annotated as paired box 4. Gene Ontology annotation, molecular function: RNA polymerase II cis-regulatory region sequence-specific DNA binding; DNA-binding transcription factor activity, RNA polymerase II-specific. The annotation marks the transcript as partial. The record is from RefSeq and is a predicted model, not a curated record. NCBI's taxonomy places the organism in Eukaryota, Metazoa, Chordata, Chondrichthyes, Myliobatiformes, Myliobatidae. Gene Ontology annotation, biological process: regulation of transcription by RNA polymerase II; anatomical structure development. The transcript has 6 exons.